Messenger RNA from Cyprinodon tularosa, 589 nucleotides. RefSeq names its product prokineticin 2 (gene prok2). The transcript is spliced from 3 exons. The record is from RefSeq and is a predicted model, not a curated record. Bases 112 to 435 code for a protein of 107 amino acids. NCBI's taxonomy places the organism in Eukaryota, Metazoa, Chordata, Actinopteri, Cyprinodontiformes, Cyprinodontidae.
UUUGCUUGGCGGUCUCUCACAGAUGCAGACGCAGUAAGGUCUGUCAGCUGCAGCAUCUUUCCUUUUUUUUCCUGAACCGGGGGGGCAAAAGAACACAGUCAGCUCUUCAUCAUGAGGUCCUUCUACCCUUUGCUCCUCUCUUUGCUCUUGGUGUCCAGUGGAUCCUCGGCUGUCAUCACAGGCGCCUGUGAGAGGGACUCUCAGUGUGGAGGAGGGAUGUGCUGCGCAGUAAGUUUAUGGAUCCCCGGUCUGCGGAUGUGCAGUCCCAUGGGACGGGAAGGAGCCGACUGUCAUCCUCUGAGCCACAAGGUCCCUUUCUUUGGGAAGAGACUCCACCAUACCUGCCCCUGCCUGCCCAACUUAUCCUGUACUGUUACCGGACAGGGAAAAGCCAAAUGUCUCUCACCUUACGAGUAUCCAGAAUAUUUCCUCUGAGGAUGAAUACGUUUGGUAUUUCCCAUAUGUAUACCAUACUUACUUUGGUUUCCUUUAAUAGCUGAUUUCCACUGUUUUUCUAUUACAUGAAUAGAGAUAUAUUUAUAACCUCGUCUUCAUGUCAAUUCUGCUAAAUUAAAGUGUUAUUCCAUUA